Lachancea dasiensis is the source of this 306-nucleotide messenger RNA. The record is from the annotation of a GenBank genome assembly. NCBI's taxonomy places the organism in Eukaryota, Fungi, Ascomycota, Saccharomycetes, Saccharomycetales, Saccharomycetaceae.
AUGGUGAACGUCAAGGUAGAGUUUUUAGGUGGCCUGGACAUCAUUUUUGAAAAGCAGAGAACCCACAAGGUAAAUGUGAAAAGAGAUGGUGAACAAGAGGUUACCGUCGGGAUGCUCAUCGACUACAUUGUUCUCAACAUGAUAAAAAAUCCCAAAGACAAGGAUGUGUUCAUAGAAAAUGAUACCAUUAGGCCAGGCAUUUUGACUCUCAUAAACGAUACAGAUUGGGAGCUUGAAGGCGAGAAAGAUUAUGUACUGGAAGAUGGCGAUAUCGUCUCUUUCACGUCAACGCUUCAUGGGGGUUAG